AUGACAACAUCCUCAUCUUCAAAUAUCAGAAUGCAUGGCCAACACUUGCGAGUAAAUGUUGCUGCAAGUCAGGGUGGAAGAAAGUAUAUGGAGGACCGUGUGCAUAUCGAUUGUGUUCGACUGCCAGAUGGAAGUGUUGAUUAUUUUUAUUUUGCUGUUUAUGAUGGACAUGGUGGUUCAGAAGCUAGUGAUUAUGUUAGGAAACAUCUUCUGAAAAAUAUUCAGUUGCAGCCAGGUUUUAAUGGCAGCGAUGAGGAAAUGUUAGAUGCUAUAAAAAAGGGUUUUAUUGAAACUCAUCUUGCAAUGUGGAAAGUUGUAGAUGAGUGGCCUCUUACUUCAUCUGGAUAUACUAGCACAGCAGGUACUACUGCCACUUGUGCAUUCAUUCGACGUAGCAAGAUAUUCACUGGACACGUUGGUGACUCGGCAAUCAUAUUAGGAGAAAAAUAUAAUGGUGAAUUAAAAGCAGCUAGUUUAACAACUGAUCAUAAACCCGAUAAUUCCAUCGAAGAAAAACGAAUCAGUAAUGCUGGAGGCUCUGUAAUGAAAAAGUCAGGUGUUACGCGUGUCGUUUGGACAAGGCCAUUACGAGGUCACAUUGGUCCUAUACACAGGUCUACACCAACAGAGAAUAUUGCAUUUCUUGCUGUCGCUCGCGCUUUGGGAGAUUUAUGGUCAUACAAUGAAGAAACUAAACAGUUCAUAGUAAGCCCCGAACCAGAUGUUGCCGUGCACGACCUUAACGAUAAUCAGUAUUGUUUGGUUCUUGGCUCAGAUGGACUAACCAAUGUUUUGAAACCACAGCAAGUUGUCGAUAUUGUAUUGCAUUACGAAAAAAUGUCAAUUAAUAAACGCUGCAAACCACCAAAUCAUUCACGAUGGAUACUGCGCCAUGCACUGGAAGGUUGGGGAUUGUCUCGUGCUGACAACAUAUCUGUAAUAACGGUUUGUUUUGAAAAAGAGUGUAUAGAUGUUUGUGAUGAACUCGUGCUGACUGAUGACGUAAAUUUAUGCCUGGAUGAAGCCCUUACAAACUUAGAGACUUCAACAGCUCUCAUCGGACCAUCGUACUGUAAACAAAUAGAAACGUUGGAUGUCGAUUUAUUUUAUGCGGGUGUUGUGGAUCCUAAUUUUACCACAGCUGUCGCCUAUCGUGGACCCGGUUAUGCUCGUGAUAUAAAACGUCCUGUAACUAUCUUGCAGUUCUCUGAUGUGCCGAUAUUACCAGUUUCUUCGGUAAAUCGUGUUCCGGCUAUUCGUCGUAUUGGUAAAUUAUUUGGCACAAGUGAUAAAAUUAAGGUUGUACCUGCUGAAUGUGUUUCUGGAGUUAUAUUCGAGAGAAUGGAUGGAAUGCACAGAAAUACCAUCAAUAGCAAUAUUCCACAUAGUGGUAAUGAAAGUAUAGUACGAGAGGAGCUGAUCCACAAUAGAAAUGAUAACUGUAUGGGUUUUGGCAGACAAAGUGAGCAUACAGAAGCAGUAGGAACAUACGUAUCGAAUCGUGAGUCCAAUAGUAAUGUAAUGCAGUUAAAGUGUAUUACUGUCGGUGUUGGAAGCACAUGUCGGAAACGUCCUGCUAAUCUAAAUACAAAUACUCCAGAGCAGUUAGAAACGCCUCUAUAUCAAUCCCUCAACAUUAACACAGAAGCAACAAAAGGAAGACUUGUGCUAAAGGCUUGUCGUAGACCGCAAGCAAGGCAUUUUAAGCAUGUAAUAGAACAAAAUGAGGUGAAGAAUGACAGUAGAGUAGGUGAUAGCCAUAGCAUCAGAUAUCAUUCUCAUUCGAACACUCAUGGCAACUGUUUCCAGGAUUUAAUAUCUUCACAGUCUGUUCCUGGUAGUGCUUCGGCUCUGUCUCCUUCGUUGAUGCUUACUGCUCUGCGGACCACAAAUCAGUUGUUCAGGCAUGAUCCUUUUUCGCGCGAUCUCAUCCUUGGUGGUUGUCAUCCUUUUUCCCAUCGUUUCUCAUCGUUGCCUCCUGAACCUGUUCAAAAGAGAUUUAAGAUGUCUUUGAACAGUUUAGUAGAUAAAGAUCAUGGUUCUGGCAUUUCCGAAAAAAUUGAUGAAAAAUCAAGGCAAGGUAACAUUGAAGUUCAGAAAGCAGAACAAGGUGGAUCGCAAACUAGCACUCGAUCAUCACGUUUGUGGGAUUUCAUAUCCACUUUAUUGGGAAAUCGAGCAAACAAGAAAUGA
This is a messenger RNA of Thelazia callipaeda (thelaziosis nematode), 2193 nucleotides long. The record is from the annotation of a GenBank genome assembly. Lineage: Eukaryota; Metazoa; Nematoda; Chromadorea; Rhabditida; Thelaziidae.